Acanthisitta chloris (rifleman) is the source of this 945-nucleotide messenger RNA. It is a transcript of the gene PPP1R3C, whose product is annotated as protein phosphatase 1, regulatory subunit 3C. Gene Ontology annotation, biological process: regulation of glycogen biosynthetic process. Gene Ontology annotation, cellular component: protein phosphatase type 1 complex. The transcript has a single exon. Gene Ontology annotation, molecular function: protein phosphatase 1 binding; glycogen binding. NCBI's taxonomy places the organism in Eukaryota, Metazoa, Chordata, Aves, Passeriformes, Acanthisittidae. The coding region runs from base 1 to 945 and encodes 314 amino acids. The record is from RefSeq and is a predicted model, not a curated record.
AUGAUACAACUCUUGGACCCAAGACCCUUGCCAAGCUCCAUCAUGCCUGUGGAUAUGGCCAUGCGAUUUUGCUUAGCCCAUUCUCCACCACUGAAGAACUUUCUUAGCCCCCUUGAGGACUGCCAAAGAAACAACUUUGUGAACAGACUCAAACCUCUCAGGCCAUGCCUUCAUGUGAAACAUGACUCCGAAGCUCAGAAGAGUGACUGGAACCACUCAGCAGCCCGAGCCAAGAAGCGAGUUGUGUUUGCAGACUCAAAGGGACUGUCCCUGACGGUGAUACACACCUUCUCAGACUUCCAGGAGCACUCUGGGUGGGACCUUCAGUUUGACUUCUUAGACAAUGAGGACAUAACAUCUGACUUUAAGCUACAUGAAGAGAAAAAUUUGAUUCUGGGUUUCCCUCAGCCCUCAGCUGACUACCUGGACUUCAGGAGUCUCCUUCAGAAGAACUUAGUCUGCCUGGAGAACUGCACCCUGCAAGAGAAGGUACUGUCAGGCACUGUGAAAGUAAAAAACGUGAGCUUUGAGAAAAAGGUGCAGGUUCGAAUCACUUUUGAUACAUGGAAGACCUAUAGGGAUGUCGAUUGUGUAUACAUGCACAAUGUUUACAGUGGUUCUGAAAAUGAUACCUUCUCAUUUACUAUCGAUUUGCCUCCUAACAUUUCCUCUGAAGAGAAGAUAGAGUUUUGCAUUUCUUACCAAAGUGGAGGACAUACCUACUGGGACAAUAACAAGGGUCAGAAUUAUAAGAUUCUCCAUGCACAGUGGAAGCCUGAUGGUGUUCAAAUACCAUCUGCCAAGAUGGACUAUGUAGAUCUUCAGACUCCGAGGAGAGGACAAGAGAGAGAGCCUGAUCAGCUAGGCAGUCCAAGGCUGUCCAGUGGCCUCUUCCCCCGGUGGCAGAGCUUGGGUCGGAUUGAGAAUUCAUCACCAUAUUGGUGA